UGAGUCAACGCCUGGGAAGACACCGGACUUCCGUUUCGAUCCAGCCGGGCUGCGCCAUUGUUUGCGUGGGCCUAGGGUUUUGGACCCUCCGGGUGUUCCUUCAGAGGCUCCGUAAGUGGCGCCGACUCUCGAGAGGGCCGAGCCAGAUGUGGACCAGGGCUGGAAGUGCUGUGGCUGAAGGAAGAGUGGCAGAAAAGUAGAGUUGGGGCGAAAAGCGACUCCGACUUAGAAACAUUGGCGACACCCCGGUAUAGAGACUUACCCGUGAUCAGCAAGGAAGAACCUGAGUGGUAAAGGCUCAUGCCCCCACUUUACAGAUUUCUUCUGCCCCAAAAGCCUCAUCUUUAACCAGAUGGCAGUAACAUUUGAAGAUGUAACAAUUAUUUUUACUUGGGAAGAGUGGAAAUUCCUGGAUUCUUCUCAAAAAAAUCUCUACUGGGAGGUUAUGUGGGAGAACUACACAAAUGUCAUGUCAUUAGGAAACUUGAAUGAGAGCUACAAGCCACAAGAAGAACGAUUCAAAUACUUACAAUAUGAAAAUUUUUCCUUCUUGCAGAGCUGGAGAAAUGCUAGCACUCAGAUAUACGAGAAUCAAAAUUAUAAUGAAACCAUUCAAGGGGUAGAUUCCAAAAAUGUAAAGCAACAAGAUCUUUCCCAGUGUCAAGAGUGGUUAAUUCUCUCCACACAAGUACCAGAGUAUGGAAACUAUGAACUGACCUUUGAAGGUGCAAGCCAUAGGAACUUAAAAUUCAGAAAGUUAAUACCUUGGCAGUCCUUAGAAACCAAAACCACCCAAGACUUUAGUAGAGAAGAUUACAUGAAUGAUUCCCAUGGUUUUCGAAGGGACGGAAACCAUCUUGUCAUAUCUAGGAAAAAUCUUUUUAUGGAAAAAGACCAGAAAUUCAUAGCUCAGCAUUCUUAUAUCUCAGUGGAAGAAGCCCUUCCAGUAUAUAUUGGGGAGAUAUGCCAGUGUGACCUACUGAGAGACUCUAUGGAGGAGAAAUACUGUGUCUGUAAUAAAUGUAAAGAAAUUCGUCAUUGGAACUCACAAUGUGUUCUCCACAAGAGAAAUCAACUUGGAGAAAAUCUCUAUCCAUACUCCAUUGGCACAGCAUGCUUCUCUCAGAGAUCAGAUUUUUACAGAUAUCCAAGAAUCCACAUAAGUAAGAAGCUGUAUGGAUGUGAUGAAGUUGGCAGUAACUUUAGUCUUGGCUCAGGAGUUUACUUUCAUCAGAGAGUCUUCACAGGGGGUAUACCUUAUAUAUGUAAUAUAUGUGGUAAGAGCUUCAGUCAGAUUUCUUGUCUUCAUAGUCAUCAAAGUGUCCAUACAGAAGAGAAACACUAUAAAUCUGAGUGUAAUAAGGACCUCAAUACAAAUUCACUAUUUCACAUUCAUCAGAGUCUUCACACAGAAGAAAAACCCUUUAAGUGUGAUCAGUGUGGUAAGAGUUUUAGUCGGAGUUCAGUACUUCAUGUUCAUCAGAGAGUCCACACUGGAGAAAAACCAUAUAAGUGUGAUGAAUGUGGUAAGGGCUUCAGUCAGAGCUCAAAUCUUCGAAUUCAUCGAUUAGUACAUACAGGAGAGAAGUCUUUUAAAUGUGAUGACUGUGGUAAGCGCUUUACUCAACGCUCAAAUCUUCAAAUUCAUCAGAGAGUGCAUACAGGAGAGAAGCCUUAUAAAUGUAGUGACUGUGGGAAAGACUUCAGCCAUAGCUCAGAUCUUCGCAUUCACCAGAGGGUCCACACAGGAGAGAAACCUUAUACCUGUCAUGACUGUGGGAAGGGCUUUAGCAAGAGUUCAAAACUUCACACUCAUCGAAGAAUACACACUGGAGAGAAACCUUAUAAAUGUGAAGAGUGUGGUAAGGGAUUCAGUCAGCGUUCACAUCUUCUCAUUCAUCAGAGAGUUCAUACAGGAGAAAAACCCUAUAAAUGUGCUGAUUGCGGGAAGGGCUUUAGUCACAGCUCUAAUCUUCACAUCCACCAGAGGGUCCAUACUGGAGAGAAGCCUUAUCAAUGUGCAAAGUGUGGUAAGGGUUUCAGUCAGAGCUCAGCACUUCGAAUUCAUCAAAGAGUCCACGUGGGAGAGAAAACUUAUAAAUGCCAUGAGUAUUAUAAAGGGUUUGAUCAGAAUUCAUAUCUUCACAAUAAUCACAAGAGAGGAACUGUAUAAAUCUUGUUUAUUAAUAGCUUCAAGUAAAAUUUAAUCAUUAAACUCAAUAAAUGCUGCUGGAAAAGAAAUCCUAUAAUUAAUACAGAAUUCUAAACAAAAAUAGUUUCCCCUCCUACCUCAAGAGGCAAUUCUUAGGAGAAUUACUAUUUAUUUAAAAUUAAAUGUAUUUUCUUUACUAUAAAUACAAAACAUAAUUAUUACAAAAUAUAUAUUAAAGUUUAAGGAAGGAUUUUUUUUUUUGCA
Molecule: messenger RNA, 2416 nt
Organism: Marmota monax (woodchuck)
Lineage: Eukaryota; Metazoa; Chordata; Mammalia; Rodentia; Sciuridae
Gene: Znf214
Product: zinc finger protein 214
Exons: 4
Coding region: 353-2173 (606 amino acids)
Biological process (GO): regulation of DNA-templated transcription
Source: RefSeq, a predicted model, not a curated record